ACGAUGUUAAUAGUCGACGGGGCAUUUUUCGCAUUCGGAGUGCUUGCUCAGGGUAAUACCGUACCAUACAUUCAGAGGAGACCGAUUCCAAGCUAGAAAAAUUAUGCUUUUCAUGAAGAUGUCGCCUCUGCUUUUAUGGGCUCUGAUGUCGCUGUUUGUCCCGGGAAAAUCGUCGCCUGAGCGGACAAAGACUGUAGAGUUCAACGUUAAACCAGGAGGAGUUGUGCAUACUUUCUCCGAGGGAAUUAGUGAGUAUGAGUGCACAUUCACGUAUGCUUCACAAGGAGGAACCAAUGAGCAAUGGCUGAUGAGCGUGGGCCUGAGCGAGGAUGACAGACUGUUUUCUUGCUCUGUGUGGAGGCCUCAGGGAAAGUCAUACCUGUUUUUCACCCAAUUCAAAGCUGAGCUGAAAGGAACCAAAAUUGAAUACGCCAAUGCUUUUUCACAAACAGCAGCAGCAGGACAGCAUGAUGUGCCUCUGAAGCCAGAGGAAUUUACCAUAGGAGAAUCAACAGUGACCCACAAUGAUGGAAAGUUCAGCGCUCAACUUUCCAAGCUGACCAUCAUUGGACGAACCAGACACGAUGAGCUGUGAUUGGACAGAAGUCAUGCUCAGUCACAGCACCUUCAGUAAUGACUGAACCAUGGAUUUAGUCCUGAGGAACAACCUAAAACUGAAGCAGGAUGAAACUGAUGGUGGCCUGAGGAGACUUUAUGCCAGCUGCAGUACAUGUCAAGCACUUUUCUUUUUUUUUUCUUUUUGGGAAUUUCAGAUUGGCUCGACUAAAGAUGAAGAUGAUUUAGCUGAUUAUGCAGACAAAGAAAAAAUCAGUAGUUGUUUUGUUUUUUUAAGUUUCUGAACCUGCAUAUAAAUUGAUUCUGGCUUGAUCUUCCGGGUGUCUUAAUAUAUAAAGGUUGGCGUCAGAGUGGGAUCUGUCCAGCAUAGAUUCAUGUUAGAUUAGCAGGAGAUUUAUGCAUGAUGUGUAGCCCUGGGAGGAGAGUGAGUUAUCCCCGAUAUUAUGAAGCAGCACACAUCUAAACAAGUAGAUAUUGCUCCGACUCAUUGUAAUCCGCCCCGCUGUUGAUGGAGAGCACUUCAGCGUCUCGUUAUCUACAUCUGCUGCAGAUGACUCAAAGCACCACAUCUGAUUGCUCCAAACAUAAGCUGGGUUUUUGUUUUCUGCUGUUUUUCCUGAUAAGACAAAGCUGUUUGAAAAAAAUAUAUAUAUUUUUAGGGUUUGCAAACUGUUGAGGUGUUUAAGACAUCCAUCGGCUUAUAUAUGACGACUAUGGAAUUUAUGUUAUGCAAUGAAAUUGAAAAGUUUAACUGGAUUGUGCUGCUUUUAUUCAAGAUAGAACACAAGUGUAUGUAUCAAUGCUAUUUACAUCACCUAUUGCACUGCUAAACCAGUCUGAAGUAACAGGUAGGGGAGGGGGCACAGCUGCAUUCUUCUUUUUCCAUUCUUCCUUUUACCUCUCUGGAAUCUCAUUAAAAUGAUUUGAAACCUUUAUUAGUGUAAUGUUACAUAUUUUUGGUUAAUAAAGGAAACUUUUUAACUUUCAGUUAAAUAAGGUACCAGGAAUUGGUUUCCACUGGUUUCUUGAUUUGGAAAUGAAAACUAGGAAUGAAAACGUGUUGGUUGGUUAAUUUCUCCAGACAUUGUUCCCUUUUCUAUUUAUUAAGGAGAUAACAGCCAAAGCAUAUUUAAAAAAAAAAAAAAGAACUUAAGGGCUUUUUGCAUUAAGUUGCAUUCAAAUGGGUUCCUUUAUCCUUUAGCUUCAUUCUUUAUUGUCCCCCAAAGGGAACUGCACCUUCACAGGCUGUUCCAGCUCAUACAUAAACAUUUAAUAUAGAUAAAGGAGGACAUGACAAAUGUUUUCAGGAAACAUUAGGAGAUGGAUUAUUAGGAGCUAUGAGUUUCAUGACAUUAAUUUAUUUAGUUGAUAUUGAAAGCUGUGAUGGCAGACAAAGCUUUAACAAGUUUCAUAAUUUUUUCAACUCGUGCCAGAAAUGAAAACCUAAUCUUUUAAAAAUUCAAAAGGGAUCAGAAUUUCAGUACUUUUCACAGUCCAAUUGGAAGAACUUUUAAAACUUUUAAGAAUCUCUGGUUCCUAAACUUUUCAUUUAUGUGCUAUAAAAACUUCAAUUUAUUCACAUUUUCAUGACACUUUGAUUUUUUUUUUCCAAGUCACGAACAUCCAGAGUCUGUGUUCUGUCUUUUUAAAAGUAGGAUUUUAGAUUUUGAAAUGUAGCUGAUUUCAGUUUGGUCAUAUGCUGAAAGGCUGUUUUAAAAAGCUGUUACCCACUGUGCUGAGUUAUAAUGAAACAUCAGUUGCUUACAGAUGAAUGGAAGUAAGAUUCAUCACUGAUGUUGAAACUUUCUACUUAGAAUGUUAUGAAAUCAGUUGGAAACCUCUAGAAAUGGGAGUCUGGAACGAUCAUGGGGAGCCUAAAGAUGUCCGAAGUGAUGAAAUAGAAAGUAUGCACAGACAUUUGGAGGUUUCCAGGUGAGGCAUCAAAAUGCCAGCACUCGUUCGCGGGCCCCUCUUGAACCGUUUGCUUUCAUCUCCCGGUGCCACAUGUGGGGAUCAGUGAGCACACUGUGCAGGUUUCAGAAGUGCUUCAUUAUCACAUGCCUCCCACCUCUUUUUCUCUGCUCUUUCUUCUCCUAUGCGUUGCGACCUCUUUAUCUUACCAGCAUUGAUCCAAACCCUCAAACACUGCAAGUGCCCAAAGGAUUGAAUCCAGAUUUAAGGAUUUCUCUGAUUUGACUCUGCUCUUGGAUUAGCUGGGAUAGGUGUACCUUCUGCGUCUUUCAUCUCGUGUCUCCCUGGAGUUCAGCCGAGUCCCUUUGUCGCCGUCCAAGCUCUCCGUCUCUCUCAGGGGAGGGUCAGAAUAGGAAAAAAGAUCACACCCGGAUCUCGACCUAACUGAGAAAACAAAGCUUGUUACUUAUUUUCAUAGAAGCAUCCUCUCUUUUUUUCCUACCUGUUGAUUGCUGUGAAUCGUGAUGAAAUUUGAUGGGUGUUUGAAUAAAGACACAUUGUCACCAUGGU
This is a messenger RNA of Cyprinodon variegatus (sheepshead minnow), 3057 nucleotides long. RefSeq names its product myeloid-derived growth factor (gene mydgf). Lineage: Eukaryota; Metazoa; Chordata; Actinopteri; Cyprinodontiformes; Cyprinodontidae. The transcript is spliced from 6 exons. The record is from RefSeq and is a predicted model, not a curated record. Gene Ontology annotation, biological process: positive regulation of endothelial cell proliferation; positive regulation of angiogenesis. The coding region runs from base 104 to 595 and encodes 163 amino acids.